GCGAUAGAAGAGGUGUAGUGCUAUAUAGGUCCUCCCACCCUCCUCCUUCCCAUUUCUCUCUACUGGUUGUAAUCUAAGCAUUAAAACUAUGUUAAGUCGUUGAUAUGUGCAAGUGUAUCGCACCAGCGCGUGCCGCGUAUUUGUUGUUUACAGUGGUAGAGGAAUAUUUAGUUGAACUCUAGUGCUGAUUAAGUUGGCUGUUGUAUAUAGCGAGAGGUUUAGUCGUUUGUACUUAUUAAACUGUUGUAGUUCGUGAAUAAACAAGAGGUAGAGCACUUUAGGACAUAACUUCCAUCGAGAGGAGCAAAGAUUUUUUUUCCAGCUCUAUAUAGAGUGUUUUGAUGAGACCUUGAAAUAAAUCUCUCUAAAUAAUGGCCACAGUCUUACCUGAUGUGACUAGCUGUGGUAGCAGACCACAUGUGAGCCCGUGUCAUAUUAAGGAUUACAGCAAUGGACCAAGAUGUCUCAAAUGCACAGACAAUUGCCCGGGCCUAGACCUGCAUUACUUUAGAAAAAUAUGCAAGAACUGUCGAUGCCUGGCAGAGGACCACGACAUGCCAUCUUGUCAACAGAGAGAUUAUCGACCAAUGAGCAUGCUCUUUCAGUCCUGCGAGCUAUCGCCAGCGUUACCGGAAAUAAAACCUGAUUGGACCAACAAGUUUCAGCAAUUGUCGAUAGCAGACCCCGCAGACUUCAGCCAAUUAAAAGCGCCCCACAAUGACGUCGUCAUGACAAAACUCAUCAGUGAAAAUGUGAGAUCUCAAAAGUUCAUUUCCAUGUUGCCUGAAGACAAACAGGAGUUUGCUUCUCAGCUCCGUAGAAAGCAGCUUCAGAGGCAACUUCCUCUUCACGACCUCGAUCCUCGCUUCUGCAACAGUCUGGCCACGUCGGAGCUGAUCAAGUACGACAAGUUCGCUGAAAGAAGGCGAAAGAAAGCUGCAGGCAUUGGUCAGAUUGGAGAGGUCACAUCAUCCGGGUCUAUUGUGGGCUGCCAGAACUGCCAACAGAGGAUGGAGACAGGCGGUCCGGCCGUCAUAGCCAGCAGAGUUCCAGGGGAGUGCUGGCACCCUGGCUGCUUCGUUUGCUACACGUGCCGACAACUGCUGGUCGACAUGAUCUACUUCAGUAAGAAAGGGAAGAUCUACUGUGAGAGGCACUACGCUGACCUUUUAUAUCCUCGCUGUUCGGCGUGUGAUGAGAUUAUAUUUUCCCGUGAGUACACCCAAGCUGAAGGUCGAUCUUGGCACGUGCAGCAUUUCUGCUGUUGGUACUGUGACGCGGCUCUGGCUGGACAGCGGUACAUAGCCAAGGACAACAACCCAUAUUGCGUCAGCUGCUUUGAUAAACUCUUUAGCAAGAUCUGCAACACCUGUCAGAGACCAAUCACUGCUGAUGCACCUGGAGUGACUCACGGAGAACUACACUGGCACGCGUGUCCACACUGCUUUAGCUGUCAUUCCUGUGGACGAAAUUUGUUAAAUCAACAAUUCCUACUAAAGGACAACAAACUAUUUUGUGGCAUCAACUGCCGACACUUAUCUGGCCCAUCCUGUUUCACGGCGUCCAUUGCCAGACAGUUUACUCAGUGACCUUCAUAACUAUUCAUCAGAAGAUUUUAAUUUAUUGAUUCUUAAAAACUUUCUUUUCUUCCACUUUUAGCAUCAUGGACAGUAGUUGUAGAUAAUACUUUUUUAGGAUAAAUAUUUUAUAAACGAUUUGAAAGCAGCUUAUAUCUUGACCAAAUUAUAUGGACCUAAAUGAAACCGGCUAAGACCCGAUGUAGAUAUUACUAUACUGUGUGUGGUUUUAUUAUUGAUAAAGAAAUGCCAUUGCAAAAAAAAAAUUGUUUGAUUAGAUAAAGGUGGAGACGUUCUAAUUGAAGAUAAGUUCUGCCCACGCGAAUCUAUGUGUUCAACAGUUGUUCCUAUAAAUUGAAAAUUUACUUUUUUGUUACAUUACGUGUCGGGAAAGCUUUCUUAAAAAUGUUUUAGGCCUACACAAUAUGAGUUAAUGUAUAAACGUAUGCCUGUCUUUCUACGAGUUUAUUUUUUAGCAUUUUUGUAUUACCGGUAUGUUGAGAAUUUGGCAGCAAAAGGUGUUUUAGUUCUCACUGAAAAUUUGAAGCUUUGAAACAAAAAUUUAGUCUUGUUUGACAAAUUUCGGACGUUCCUUUAAAAAAAAAAAUAUGACGUCCUAGUCAAACGUCCUGCAGGACGUCAUGUUUUAAAAAUCAGACAGGAUAGAACUGGGAAACGUCGUGACAGCAGUCCGUAGCGCCGCCCACACGUCUAGGAUCUAUUGUUAAAUCAACUGGGCCAAACAAUCAUCAGACCAGUAACCUUGAACUGUGAACUUUGAACAGAUCAAUCGGCUAUCAUUAAAAAUUUAUGAUAAUACAUUUUUCACACUGCUAUGAAACAAACAAAACAGAUCAAAACUAGAUCACAAUGUGUAUUUAGACUUCACUUGGUUGUAUGCAAGAUGAAUAUAUUAUCUUUUAGUUACGAUUAUUAUUUUUUUUUAGAAUUUUUGUUUAAACAUAUUGCUUUUCUAACUGCAGAACUAUUUCGAUUUUUUUUUACUUCUGUCAAUAACAUGUUUAGUAUAAACAAUAGUUUUAAAUUUACUUUGAGACAUGAGAUAGCAGUCUUGUAAAUAUUUUAUACUUUAUACAACUAAGCUUUUUAUUUUUUUUUUCGUUUAUUUUUUUUGGCUUCAUUUCCAAGUCUCACAUUUCUUUUUGGCUUAUCAAAUUUUUUAAACAUGAAAAAGAAAUGAAAUAAAUUUUGUUUUCUAUAAACACUG
Biomphalaria glabrata is the source of this 2805-nucleotide messenger RNA. Its product is annotated as testin-like. Gene Ontology annotation, molecular function: zinc ion binding. The record is from RefSeq and is a predicted model, not a curated record. NCBI's taxonomy places the organism in Eukaryota, Metazoa, Mollusca, Gastropoda, Planorbidae. The transcript is spliced from 9 exons. The coding region runs from base 372 to 1589 and encodes 405 amino acids.